This is a messenger RNA of Colletotrichum gloeosporioides, 669 nucleotides long. RefSeq lists its product as uncharacterized. The record is from RefSeq and is a predicted model, not a curated record. Gene Ontology annotation, molecular function: DNA-binding transcription activator activity, RNA polymerase II-specific. Bases 1 to 669 code for a protein of 222 amino acids. Gene Ontology annotation, biological process: regulation of transcription by RNA polymerase II. The transcript has 2 exons. Lineage: Eukaryota; Fungi; Ascomycota; Sordariomycetes; Glomerellales; Glomerellaceae.
AUGGGGUUGAUGAGCAGCUUGGAUGAGAGGAACGCCGAGAACCUGUUUCUCUUCUCUCUGUUGACAAUCUUCUUUGCUCUCGCAUCUGGGCGCUAUCUCAAAGAAUCAGCCGUCGUCUGGGAAUCCGCCUUCCCAGACUGGACAUUUCUGCUCUCUGGGGCAUGUUCGCUCAUAAAACUCUUGAACGCGAGGAUAUAUGAUGGGCCUCUACUACCGAUCAUUCGGUACGCAACGGAAAGAUUCUUUACGGCCAGGGACGAGACUUCGGCACACCCAGAGAAUCUCGAAAAUCUCAGGAAACUGAUUGGCAGCAACUGUCAAGAUGAGAACCUGUUAGAUAUCUAUAACUAUGCUAUCGACGAGUUGAGACACCCUCUCUCGCUCGCGCUGCAUGGUGGCGGCCAUGGCAUGGACAUUAUGGACAUGUUCAUCUGGAAGUACUUCGUUGCGGAGGAUUUUCUGCCCUUGCUGAAGACACCUGAGACGAAUCAGGAGGCUGUUGUUAUUUAUGCCCACUUUUGCAUCGUUCUAGGAAAACUGGAGAGUCAGUGGUGGCUACAGGGCUGGGCGAAGCAUUUGAUAUCUCAGGCUUGGGCGUUGCUUGAUGAGAGCUAUAAGCCGUGGAUACAGUGGCCGAUGGAGGAGUUGGGGUGGGUGCCACCGCAGUAG